Molecule: messenger RNA, 2670 nt
Organism: Danaus chrysippus (African queen)
Lineage: Eukaryota; Metazoa; Arthropoda; Insecta; Lepidoptera; Nymphalidae
Source: the annotation of a GenBank genome assembly
AUGGAGGAUAACCACAAAACUGUGUUCGUUGCCGGCUUAUUGUUAUCGUUUCUUGCUGUAGUUUCCGGACAAUCUUUUGCAGUUGAAAAAAUUGCUGUUGGUGCAAUCUUCGACCAGAAUACAGAAGAAAUACAAAACGUCUUCAAAUACGCAAUGACUGUUCAUAAUCAGAAUAUCAGCAGCCGUCGCUUGGAGCUUCAAGCGUAUGUCGAUGUUAUCAACACCGCUGACGCAUUCAAGUUAUCACGCCUGAUUUGCAACCAAUUUGCGCGAGGUGUGUUUGCGAUGCUGGGUGCAGUCACUCCGGAAUCGUUUGAUACCCUGCACUCCUACACCAACACAUUUCAAAUGCCGUUCGUUACUCCGUGGUUUCCUGAAAAGGUAAUUCCGCCAUCGUCGGGAUUAAUUGACCACGCGGUUAGCAUGCGGCCGGACUACCACAGGGCAAUCGUCGAUACAAUAGUACACUACGGAUGGAAAGAAAUCAUUUACAUCUAUGACUCCCAUGAUGGCUUACUGCGCUUACAACAACUGUAUCAGACAAUGCAGCCUGGCAAAACAGCAUUCAAAAUAUCCUUAGUAAAACGCAUAUACAAUGCAUCCGACGCAAUGGAUUUCCUUUUAGCAUUGGAACAAUACGACCGGUGGAGUAACAAGCGUAUAGUACUGGACUGCAACGCGAAAAAUGCAAAAAGUAUUCUUGUGGAACACGUACGAAAAGUACAAUUAGGGCGUCGGACUUACCAUUACAUGCUAAGCGGACUGGUUAUGGACGAUCAUUGGGAGGACGAGGUAACGGAGUACGGGGCACUCAAUAUUACCGGAUUCCGUAUAGUCGAUCUUUCUAGAAAAAAUGUAAAGGAUUUUAUGGAAGGUUUAAAACGAAUGGAUCCCCGUUUUAAGGGUACCGUGUCGGCUCAAACUGCGCUUAUGUAUGAUGGAGUGCAGGUUCUCAUGGAUGCCUUAGGACGCCUUUGGAAAAAAAAACCAGAUGCAUUUAGAAGUGCCCUCCGCCGCGCUGCCGCCCAAGCCAAUUCAACCAAAGUUAUAGAUUGCAAUCCAGGAAAAAGCUGGGUUGUACCAUUUGAGCAUGGAGAUAAAAUAUCAAGACUUAUAAAGAAGACGGAUAUCGAGGGUCUAACCGGAAAUAUAUCGUUUAAUGAAGAAGGGCACCGUUGUAAUUUUACGCUGCAUGUGAUGGAAAUGACUGUGCAAAGUGCUAUGGUGAAGGUCGCAACAUGGACAGACAAACAAGGUUUAACUCUAGUUCCGUCAAAAAAUAUUCAACAACCUGCUGCUCCUGUUUUCUUCGACGCAAAUAAAACUUACACCAUUACAACUAUUUUACAAGAUCCCUUUAUGAUGAUAAAGCCGAUCGAAUAUGGACAACGAGAAGAUCAAUUUCAUGGAUUUUGCAAGGACUUGGUUGAUCUGAUUGCCGCUAAACUUGGAAUCAAAUAUGAGAUACGUGUUGUUCGAGAUGGAAAGUUUGGUAAAGAAGUCUCACAUCGUAUUUGGUCCGGACUUGUGGGAGAAAUUUUAAGAAAGGACUCUGAUAUAGCUGUGGCGCCGCUAGCAAUUACCCCAGAAAGAGAGAAAGUAAUUGAUUUCAGUGAGCCCUUCCUUACGAUUGAAACUCCGAUUAAACAAGCCAAAAAUACUAAGCAUCUCUCUGGUACCUUUAGUUUUCUCCGGCCACUAUCUAAGGAAAUUUGGCUAUGUGUUAUAUUCAGUUUUUUUGCCGUCAGUAUAGUACUAUUCUUAGUGUCGAGAUUCUCACCCUACGAAUGGCGAUCUGUGUCUAUAACAGAUACACAUUUGGAACACCCAAUUAGCAAUACCAAUGAGAUUAUCUUGCACAACAAAUUCAGCAUUUGGAAUUCAUUUUGGUUCUCCCUUGGAUCAUUUAUGCAGCAAGGCAGUGAUGUUGUACCAAAGUCUCUAUCGGGCCGUAUAGUUGGCAUCGUAUGGUGGUUCUUCGCAUUAAUUCUCGUGUGUUCAUACACUGCGAACCUCGCUGCAUACUUGAUUGUUGAACGCAUCUCACAACCUAUUAGAUACGAGUCUAUAAACGAAGUAAGGCACAUUAGCAGUGCAUUGCAACUCAGAAUUGCGUUUACCCCAAACACAAACCCCGAUCUAGUCAGUGACUUCGAUAUGAGUUUUUCUCACUAUCGAGAUAUCCGUUCAUGCAGAUACAAGCAAGUCAACUUUGGUAUUGCCAUGGCUAAGGGGUCUCCUCUAAGGGAGGGAAUAAAUCUAGUGAUUGUCAAUAUGAAGAAAGAUGGUGUUAUAUCUAAGUUAUGGAAGAAGUGGUUGUUGACUACGAACAAACCUGACUGCGACCUCGUGAAAGAUGAGGAAACUACUAUUACGGAGAUGACUUUAAGCCAAAUUUCAGGAGUUUUUUACGUACUUGUAUGUGGCCUUGCGGUGGCUCUUGGCGUAGCUUUACUGGAGUUUUGUCAACACGGUCGUGCUGAAGCUGCUAAGGCAAACGUUCCGCUCCGUGCCGCUUUAAGAGCUAAAGCUAAAAUGGCCACCCACGAACGAAAGACACGUGACCAGGAGAGGCUUGGAUGGAACGGAUCUGCAUUUUCUGGGUACUUCGCUGCUGGGACUCAAAUCUCACAAGACGACACGGCGCACGCAAAUUUCACGCAUGUCUGA